CAUUAUCGAGCAGCACGCCUGCCCGGCUUCGCCCGUGAGAUUGUGCCCUGUGCCCUUCCUUGGGGAGAGGAUAGUGAGGCUGUCUGGCGAGCUCCAGUCCUGCACGCCAUCACCUCGAGGCCUCCGCAGCCAACCCCCAGAGCUCUCUGAAGGAGGCCUCUGAAGGCCAGAGAACUGCAUGGCGGACGCCGCGGCCCCGCCCGCCGCCGCUGCGAAGCUCCAAAAGAAAAAUGACGGCGUCGCCACGGCGGCCCACGCCUUCCUCUUCGCGCUACUGGCAUUAGCGUCCCUCGGCCUCGGCCGCCUCUACGUGCUGCUCGGCGCCGUCGCGUGCACGUGCGUCACCUUCGUCGUGGCGCGGCGCGCGCCAGCUACAGAACAAACAACAAAGCCCUCGAGCGGUUCGGUGGAUGACGACGACGACAAAAGACCUAGGUGGGAGCGGCGCUACAUGAAGACCGAGGCCAAAAAAGCGAGGAGAAGGGAGGCGAGGAGCGCCCAAACUAAAAACACGCGGCGGGAGCUGUCCGAGGCCGAGGCGCGGGAAAAGGCGAAACGGGCCGACGACCUCCAGCGGAAACGCGACCAGCAGGCGCGGGAGCGCGAGGAGGCUCUCCGACGAAAACAGCAACAGAAACUGCAAAAAGAAGAAGAAUUGCGAAGGCAGAAGGAGGAGAAGCGCCAAAAAGACAAACAAAGGGAGCAGGAGCGGAGGCGGGCCAAAGAAAAAAAGUUAAAAGAAAAAAAAGAGGCCCAGCUCCAAGCGAAGAAGUUGGCCGAGGCGCAAAAAACUAUUGAAUUAUCAGAGAAGUCCAACGCGUUUGACGCUUGCGUGGCCGCGUAUGUCGCUUGUGCUGUCUUGGCGGACGAGGCCGACGCCGCCCAUAAAACAUGUGAGGAGGCUUUAACGUCGGCUUCGGGUAAGAAGCGCUCGAACAAGGCCAAGGCCACGGCGAAGAAGGCGCGGGAGAAGGCCGAGCACGCUUCGGAACUGGCGCGGCAAAAAAGGGCGGAUAGGGACGCCGCGCGCGACCGUGCGGAAUCUGCAAGGCGCACGUUGGCCGACUACUGCUCCCACCAAAACCUCGCGCCGCCGCCGCAAAUACCCUGCGCGUCUCCACAACUCCAGAAGCGGCCCUCGCUACAAAUCGGCGACGACGUCAUGAAGUUGAUAGCAAGAGUCCGCAAGCACGGCGGCUGCGUGCCCGACGACUCCGACGACGACGAUGUGGUGAGCACGGGCGCGCGCGUCGCGCCGUCGGACGUGAUAUCGUCGGAUGACGACAUGUCCGACGACGACGACGCGGCCGUCGAGGAGUAGAUUUGUAAAAAGGCCUUGAAUAUU
Messenger RNA from Pelagomonas calceolata, 1345 nucleotides. Lineage: Eukaryota; Pelagophyceae; Pelagomonadales; Pelagomonadaceae. The record is from the annotation of a GenBank genome assembly.